UUAAAUAUUUGAUAGAAUAUACCAGUAAAGCCAUCUGGUUUUCUGUGUGGGAAAGUUUUUAAUUGUGAAUUUAAUUUAUUUAACAUAUUUGGGAAUAUUCAGUUGUUACAUUUGUUUUUGAGUCAGUUUUGGUCAUUUUUAUCUUUCAAAAAUGUUUCCAUUUCAUCAGGGUUGUUAAUUGAUUUCCCUUUUAAGGUGUCUUAUUUUUAUUCUCUUCAACUUAAAAUUAAAAUUUUAAUUAUGCCUUCCACUUAUAACAGACCAAGAAAACAAGAUCCCUUGUAUUAUAGAGUCUUAGUAAUUGUGUGAAUCAAUACAAAAUGUUUGGAGUGUAAUUUUGUGCCAAUAAAAGGUGAUAGCUUCAGUACACCUGCAUUGGACCCAGCCAUUCUAACUCUGGGAAUUUUUUUCAGAAGUAUAAUUGUUUAUGUACUUACAAAGAUCUAAGAAUAUUUAUAGCAUCAUUUUUUUUCAUAAUUAAAAAUGGAAACAAUAAUGAAAACUAAUUAAUAGAGAGCUAUCUAGUAAAGAAUGAGACAUCUGCAUAAUGGAAUCCUAUGUGAAAAAAGAGAGGUAGAGUAAUAUGUGCUGAUAUGGAAAGUUAUAUUUUAUAUGUUGUUAAAUGAGGAAGAGAGGUUGCAAACAGAUUUUCACAGCCUUUGCAAAAAAGGAUAUGGAGAUAUAUGCUUGGAAAAUUUCUCUAAAAUUGUAUGGCAAGUAGUUGGGUUGGGUCAAUUUAAGGAAUUGGAAGAAAGAUUAUUCCCAACUUAUACCCUUAGGCACCAGUUGAAAUUCUCAGACUUAACAGGUAUACUUAAAAAUACUAAAAAUGAAAACCACAAUGCAGACAAAUGUUUUAUAAUUCCUACUUUUUCUGUCUUACUCCAGCACUAGACAGAUUUCCAAUUUACAUUUUGUCAGUUCCUUCAGGUUGCAAACAUAACUGCGUACAUAAGCUGUCCUUAUGCUCUCUCUACUUUACAGUGGUCCAGCUGGUAAUCAGGGACAUGCCAUGGGGAAAAAAAAAUGGCUGGAAGAAUCUUGCUCAAAUGCAUGCAGAUGCACAUACGUUCAGAGGAGUGAAAACCUGAGGCAAUAGCACAGAAUAGAGUUCAAUUUAGGGGUGGAACCUCUUACAGUAUUCUGUAGGGUCUACAGGACUAAGAGCAGGAGCCUUUCCAAAGUGAAUGAAGGAGUCAUCAGGCUUUUUAGAGGAUUUUGGUGAAGUUAAGGUUUUGAUCAAGACCAAUAUACAGACAUUUUUGGGAUAUUGGUGCAUGUUUUAGCGGCCAAUUGUGGUGCCUCCUAUUGUGGGAAGGAGAUUGAUUUGGGCUCCAAACAACUGGAAAAACUUGAGAAAAGUCUAAGGACAGAGGGGGUUAACUGUUUAGACUCAGAGACACCCGGAAACAUAGACUUGAGGCUUUGCAGGAAGGCAAUCCUGGUAUUAAGAAGUCCCUGAUUGGUAAGAUUUCAGGUUUUCCCACCAAACAAAACCUUUCAAAAGUCCUAAAACUUAAUUGGUCAAAAAUGGGAACAACUUAGAAUUUGUUCUGCUCCCACUAGACUGAUUGCCUGGGGACUCCCUGAAAGUGGGCUAAUUAAGAAGAGGUACCUCGGUGACUAAGUACCUUUGGGAAGAAGGGAAGAGGGAGGGGAGCAGAGAGAGAGAGGACCUCCAAUUUUGAACAACACUUAUUUCUAGGCUUUUUCUAAGCUCUUCUGUGAGGACAGUUUCCUUCUUCACCAUGAGUAGAGACGGCAGCAACUUGCCUUGGCCCCUGUGCAUGGCUCAGCACCAGCAAGACAGGAGGUAGCUUCAGUGGAGCCCUAGAGAAAAUUAGAAGGGGCAGCGAAGCCCCUCCAUAGAGGUGAGUGUCUCCCUAAGGGGUCUCCUCUGUGAAGGAGAGGGUGAGAGCAGUUUAGGGUGGGACGUUCUAGGUCUACCUGUCUUCUAGAUCUUGAAGUGUGGGCUGGGGGAGCAGCAGAGUGUACAGGCUAAUCUCCAAAUCCUACCUGCAUAGCAGAGAGCACUUCCAGCUCCUCUCAGACCCAAUGCUGGACAUAGACACAGCUCCCUGAUAGUCGGGGUCCUUCUCGCUCAUGGUUCCUCAUCUUGUGCUGGUUAUGCAGAGGUUGUGGAAAAGCAGACCACUGAGCUUUCCUAUCAAUCCUGCCCCUGAAGCUUUGUUAACCAUUAGUGAAACAGUGAAAGAGACGGGGAGGGGGUUACCUAAGGAAGGUAAGGGAGGGAAGGAAAAUGGUAAUGUGAAGGAGGAAGGAAAACCAACUGGAGUAGGAUUGAGGGAAUGUGGCCCAACCUGCCCUGGCCAGAACAGGAUUAUUUAAUCAUACAUAUACAUCCUAUACAUAAAUAUAUGACAUAUAUAUCUUAUAUAUUUAAAUAUUUCAUAAAUAAAACAUAUGAUAUAUAUUUUAUAUAUCUUUUGUUAGUAAGAUAAGAUAAAUAAUAUAAUAAAUAAUAUAAGGUAUGGUAGUUAGCUGUGUAGGUGAUGAAAUCUGACAGACCUGGGUUCAAUCUUGACUCAGACAGCUGUUAGUUGGGUUCCCUUGUGAUGAAUUAAUAUAUAACUUAAUACAUAAUAUAUAUCUAUGAUAUAUAUUAUGUAAUAUCUAGCUAUAUAAAAGUUAUAUAUGAUAUAUAACUACUUAAUUUAUGUAUGUAAAUUUUAUGUGCCAGCCUCAGAAUACAACAGUGAAGAUAUGUCCUAGCCCUUAUGAAGUUUAUAUUCUAAUGUCAUAGAUAAAUACUAAAUACACUUAAACUUCCUCUUCCUCUUCCUUGCUUAAUUUUUUUUCCCUGUGGCGUGAUUAAUAAACUAGACUAUUACAUAUUUUUCUUAUGUGUCUUGUGUGUGGUCUAGCCCCCACCUCUUCCUUGAAUAUAAGCUCCACAGGACAUGGAAUUUUCUUUGUUCUGUUCAUGACUACAUUUGUUUAUUGUUAAAUGAAGGAAUUAAGUAAAUAAUUAGACAUAAUACCAGGUAACAACAACUGUUAUGAAAAAAAUGGAAGUCCAAUAAUGAAUGUAUCUUUCUGUUUUGGGCAGAGUGAUUGGAAAGAGUCUUUGGAAGGGUGACAUUUGAAUAAUGGGAUGAAGCGACAGGCUGAGAGCCAGGCAUCCUUAACAGCUGGCAGUCCCAGAUCUAUUCCUUAUCUGUGCCAGGUGCCGUCUUUCCUUCCUCCCUCAACUUUGGAAGGAAAAUGGAAUUAGGGAAGAAUGGAUUUGCUCUGGGAAAUUAUCCCAAGCUCCAGGGUUCUCAUUAAGAGAUCUUGCUGCUCUGUAAAAUGGAGAUUUUAAAAUUUGGAACAGCAGGGAUUUUAAAAUUUUUCUGCAGGCCCUAAGGUGGAUUCAUGCACUACCAUUACAGAUGAGAGCUGGGGUUUAAAGUUCCAUCCUUUGAACAUCAUAUAAAUCUGUGCCAGAUGCCUUUAUGUCAUCUGGCACAGGUAACCUAAGAGAAAUUAGGGCAGCUCCAAGACCAGAGGGACCUGAUUGACUCAGCUUCAAAACUGGCCUAUUUAAAAGGUCUUAGCCUCUGCCUGCUGACAGAAGCUGCAUCUAGUGGGGAAAAAGACCAGGAAGGUAUUUCACCACCAAUAGAAGAUGUCUUCACCCACUCCAGGGGGCUGGUUACACUGGGAAGUGAGAGCCUCACAUGUAGACUUGGGGUGACAACAUGUCCCUCAAGCUAUGUGCUGAGCACAGUAGCAGGAACAUGUCACCUGGUUCUCAGGUUGGAAAUAGUUUCUUAUCCUAAUCUUUCUUUCUUCUCUCUAGAGAGCAGGACCAUGUAGAGCAAUGCCACCUCUCUUUUAAUCCUUGGGCUUCAAAAGAAGCAGAAAUUAAGGACUAAAUGAUGGAUAACCACUCUAGUGCCACUGAAUUCCACCUUCUAGGCUUCUCUGGGUCCCAAGAAUUACACCAGAUUCUUUUUGCUAUAUUCUUUUUCUUCUACUUGGUGACAUUAAUGGGAAACACAGUCAUCAUCGUGAUUGUCUGUGUGGAUAAACGUCUGCAGUCUCCCAUGUAUUUCUUCCUUGGCCACCUCUCUGCCCUAGAGAUCCUGAUCACAACCAUAAUUGUCCCCAUGAUGCUUUGGGGAUUGCUGCUCCCUGGGAUGCAGACAGUGUCUUUGUCUGCAUGUAUUGCUCAACUUUUCCUGUACCUCGCUGUGGGGACCACGGAGUUUGCAUUACUUGGAGUGAUGGCCGUGGACCGUUAUGUGGCUGUGUGUAACCCUUUGAGGUACAACAUCAUUAUGAACAGCAGUACCUGUAUUUGGGUGGUAAUUGUGUCAUGGGUGUUUGGAUUUCUUUCUGAAAUCUGGCCGGUCUAUGCCACAUUUCAGUUUACCUUCUGCAAAUCGAAUUCCUUAGACCAUUUUUACUGUGACCGAGGACAAUUGCUCAAGCUGUCCUGUGACAACACUCUUUUCACAGAGUUUAUCCUCUUCUUAAUGGCUGUUUUCGUUCUCUUUGGUUCUUUGAUCCCUACAAUUGUCUCCUACACCUACAUCAUCUCCACCAUCCUCAAGAUCCCAUCAGCCUCUGGCCGGAGGAAAGCCUUCUCCACCUGUGCCUCCCACUUCACCUGUGUUGUGAUCGGCUACGGCAGCUGCUUGUUUCUCUAUGUGAAACCCAAGCAAACGCAGGGAACCGAGUACAAUAAGAUAGUUUCCCUGUUGGUUUCUGUGUUAACCCCCUUCCUAAACCCUUUCAUCUUUACUCUCUGGAAUGACAAAGUCAAAGAGGUCCUCCAAGAUGGAGCAAAACGCUGCUGUCAACUCCUCAAAGAUUAGCUGUUCUCGAAGUCAGUGUUAGGUGGUACAAGCCUCACUGUCAAUUAUUAAGUCACCUAGAGAACUCUAACUCCUCUCUUCUCUUAUCAUCAUUACAAAAGUCAAAGAGUGUGUACACACUAUGGAAGUAGAUUAGGCUCGUAAAAAUUAAAUCCAUUCUCUGCCCGGGAGAAUCUCAUAGCCUUAAUUCCUGCCUAUUUCCACUGUUGAACAUAUUCUUGUGAUUUGGGAGAGACUAGUGAAAGGAAAUGCAUAUGUAUUUUUAAGAGUUCUAUUAGUCCAAUAAAUUUUCUUAUAGUCUACCUCUGAAAAUGUAUUUUCUGGGGAAGGGAGGAAUUGAGGAGGGAGGUGGACUGAGAGAGGUAUCCUAAUCAGAGUACAAAGGUAGAGAUGCUCACUUUGGUCCUUCAUCAACUGUUGCUAAGUCCUUUCCUCUAUUUUUGUGCAACUUUUUGACAAGAUGACCAUAUAUAUUUUAGAUAUCCUAAGGCUCUUUUUCUCUGCCCCACUGACACUGCAAAGUAAGUGUAACAUGUUUAUGUUUUGUCACAGAAUUAGUCUAGAAUGGUGACAUGAGGAUGGGAAUGCUUCUCAUUCAGCAAAUCUUUGUGGUGUAAAAAGAUAAAAAUAUUUGAGGAUAAAAAUGGGGGAAAAGUUAUUUUUGUUAAGCUUCAGCAGAUUUCUUUCACUGCCUAUCUUUGUGAUGGGCAUAGGGACGGGGCAAAUAAGAACUAAAUGACUAAUUCUAGAGAGCAUCCAGUAUUUUAUAGCUGUUUAAAACAACUAUGUCUGUUCAGGCUGUAUCCAGAUAUAGACUUCAAACUUUAUAAUUUCUUUUGAUUCUUCGUCUCUCAAAUCCAACAGUCUUAAUACCAUCAUGUGUAUUUUCUCUGUGGGCAGAAUUAAAAAAAAAAAUAAGAGGCUAUCUUUUUGACUCCCAGAUUUCUAGCAAUUCCAAGGAUUGGCUGUUUGGUAAUCUAACUGUUAGAAUUUCACAUAAUAUUGGAAGAAGGGCUUAUAAGGAAGAAAUUUACCUAAACAACAACAAUCAGCAGAUCCUGCCAGCCCUAAAGUAAGUGAGAACAUUGAGCUGUUCAGCAGUAGGAUGAUGAGGUUACUGAGAAUUUUAAAGAGGACUGUGUGAGGAUGCCUUGUUGUCUUGUCUUGUGAGGAGCAACAACCAUCAUGUAUGGAUUGGGUAGAUUGCAUUGUAUUAAAGCACCAGACAUGGUGGGGAAUGGGCUUUAAAUUCAGCCAGUCCAUGCUCUGCAAGCCAACCAAUGGGCCCUGGUGGGACUGCAUUGGCUGGAGGAAGGGGAGACUUUUGCUUAAACAAAGGUGCCCAUAGUUUCCAAGCCCAGUUAAUGAGGAUCUGUUCUAACCAGAAAGAUUACCAUUUUUCUAAUUCAUUAACCCAGAGAUGUAUCCUUUAACAGAUGAGAAAAUAGAGGCUCAGAGAAUUUAAAUAACUUGCCAGAGUUUACUUAGCCAUUCACUACAUCACAUCCAUCGAAUUGGAAAAACAUAAAACUCUGAGAAUACUAAGUAUUGAUCUGAAUGCUGGAGAAUAGAUUUUUUAAAAAUCAACUUCUGGUGGAAACAUAAGAUAUAAGAUUCUGUUAUAAAGACACUUGCACACGUAUGUUCACUGCAGCACUGUUUACAAUAGCAAAAACUUGGA
Sapajus apella (tufted capuchin) is the source of this 6504-nucleotide messenger RNA. RefSeq names its product olfactory receptor 9A2. The record is from RefSeq and is a predicted model, not a curated record. Gene Ontology annotation, biological process: G protein-coupled receptor signaling pathway. Lineage: Eukaryota; Metazoa; Chordata; Mammalia; Primates; Cebidae. Gene Ontology annotation, molecular function: olfactory receptor activity; G protein-coupled receptor activity. Bases 3879 to 4823 code for a protein of 314 amino acids. Gene Ontology annotation, cellular component: membrane. The transcript has a single exon.